Molecule: messenger RNA, 2056 nt
Organism: Daphnia pulex (common water flea)
Lineage: Eukaryota; Metazoa; Arthropoda; Branchiopoda; Diplostraca; Daphniidae
Product: carbonic anhydrase-related protein 10-like
Exons: 11
Coding region: 304-1491 (395 amino acids)
Molecular function (GO): carbonate dehydratase activity; zinc ion binding
Source: RefSeq, a predicted model, not a curated record
UAGUGAGAGUGAGACUGUCCAGUGUCCACGCGGAUGGAAUGUAGAGAGAUCGAUACUAAUAGUUUUGAAUGCAACAGCGUAUAUACUAUACAUGUAACAAAGUGGACUCAAAUACCCAACAGACAUCGCCAGCUGAUGCUGGUCAAAUGCAAUUCGAGAUUAUGCAGCAGGAACAGCGAGCUCUAACCCCCUCCAGGACCAUUAAACUCCCAAGCCACGCGCCCAUCGCUCCAUUUUUCUGCUGCGUCUGAAGCCGCGUGCCAUUCGAGAUGGAGGAAAAGUCUAACAAGCCUAUAACCAGAAAUGGGAGUCGUCCAACGCCUUCUGGGAUUCGGCGGGCGAUUUGAAAGGAGAACAGCAGUGACCAGCUCGUCAUUAUCGUCAUCUUCCUCCUCCUCCUCAUCAUUCUACAAGUCCUACAUGUCUUCUGUACUGUUUCUUACAGCCCUGCAGGGUUUCUGGAUGCCCUGGAUUCUCAUUCAUCAUCAGCCUCAAGGGGCUUCAGCUGUUUCGUGGGAAGAUUGGUGGACCUACGAAGGCAUCUCAGGACCGGCAUUUUGGGGUCUGAUCAAUCCGGAAUGGUCCAUGUGCAACCGCGGUCGCCGCCAGUCUCCCAUCAACAUCGAGCCGUCUCAGCUGCUCUUCGAUCCCAAUCUGCGGCCGCUUCACAUCGACAAGAACGCGGUGGCGGGCUAUUUGAGCAACAUGGGCCAGGGAUUGAUCUUCACGGUGGACAAUAGUAGUAAGCCGAGCAUCAACUUGACAGGAGGACCGCUUUCAUAUAAAUAUGAGUGGCACCAGAUGGCGCUGCACUUUGGACUCAAUAAUCAGUCGGGAUCGGAGCACAUGAUCGCCGGCCGGGCCUUUCCCGCUGAACUGCAAGUUUUUGGAUUCAACACUCAACUUUACAGCACUUACAGCGAAGCGCUCGAGUCGCCGCACGGCAUCGUUGCACUCUCCGUUCUCAUCCAGAUCGGAGAUGCAUCGCUACAGACGAACGAAUUUCGGCUCUUGAUGGAACACAUAACAAAAAUCGAGCGACCUGGUCCGACAAAGAUGAAGCGAGGAUUGCUCCAACCGGGCCAAGAGCGGCCCAUGCCGGCGCUGAGUCUCAAAAUGCUCUUACCACCGACAGAUUACUACAUCACGUACGAAGGGUCAGCCACGACUCCGGCGUGCCAAGAAACAUCCACAUGGAUCGUGUUCAAUCGGCCUCUUUACAUCACGGAACAACAGUUGUACGCCUUGAGGGGCUUGAAGCGGGGUUCGCCCAAUCCCAAUCACAACCAGAUCAAAUCUUCAUCUUUUUCUUCGCCGUCCUUGUCUGUGACUGGCGAUCCCAUGGGCAACAAUUACCGCCCCAUCCAACCCACUCAUCAUCGACCCGUUCGCACUAAUAUUGACUUCACUUCAUCAGAGCGAGGGGAAAAGGCCUGCGCCACGAUGCACCGAGACAUGCACUACCGAGCCAACACUUUCUGGCAACCGUGAUGCCUUGUAUCGUCUGGCGGGAACUUUAUCGUCGUGUAAAAAAAAGGGGGAAAGAAAAAUUACCAUCUAAUUUGAAGUCAACUGGCUUCAUCAACCCUUCAUUGUUCGGUCGUUAUGUCAUUAUCAUCGCAUCUUCCACUUGGAAUCAUUCACACAAGCAGAAAAUAAGCAUUGAACAUCGUCGUUGAUCUUUAAUACUCCUUAUUAUUUUAUUUUUAUUUUUUUUUUCACUUCACCUACUUCCUCUUAUUUGUUAUUGGUUUAGUGUGUGUUGAUUGGGGGAACCGUUGAUGAGUUGGGGCGUUUCUUUCGGUGACGAUGCUUUCAAUUUAUUUCUACUCAAAAGGUGCUGUGUACAUAUAGACAAUAAUUUUACGAUCUAGAGGUCGUGUGGUGAGGCAAGUAUAGACGACCUAAACAAUGGCGUCAAAUUAUCACGUUAUCUUGUGUAGCGCAUCCGCAUCCAUUGUAUUGUCCAUAUAUCUCCGUUCGGGAAUUUUCGCGUGAGUUCACCGUACGUUUUUUGGGAUGUCUCUAAUACAAAAUGAAACACUCAAAAACCAAA